Messenger RNA from Aspergillus tanneri, 1884 nucleotides. Its product is annotated as telomere-binding alpha subunit central domain protein. The transcript has 4 exons. The record is from RefSeq and is a predicted model, not a curated record. Gene Ontology annotation, cellular component: nuclear telomere cap complex; chromosome, telomeric region. NCBI's taxonomy places the organism in Eukaryota, Fungi, Ascomycota, Eurotiomycetes, Eurotiales, Aspergillaceae. The coding region runs from base 1 to 1884 and encodes 627 amino acids. Gene Ontology annotation, biological process: regulation of telomere maintenance via telomerase; telomere capping. Gene Ontology annotation, molecular function: G-rich strand telomeric DNA binding; telomerase inhibitor activity.
AUGGUACGCGCACCAAAUCUCCGCUCUGAGACUGAACUUCGGAUCAUGGCGAAUGGACUGGGCUCCUCGAAAUUGGUUGACAUCUCUACGGCUCUCUCCACGCAGGGAGUUGUAUCUGUAAUUGGGGUGGUGGUUGAUGUCUUCCAGGGGCCCUGGAGAUCCAAAGGCACAUCUAGUUGUACCACGUUCACCCUUAAAGACUCAAACCUGAACAAUGGUCACACAUGGGAUGGACUGAAGGUUAAAUAUUUUAGAGAUAAUGAAAGUCAGCUACCCCCUGUACGGGAAGGCGAUGUAAAGAAAUUUAACGGAAAGCCAUUGGGAGUGGCUGCUCAGGCCGAUGAUAUCCCAUGGGCUGUAUUCCGUCGUGACUCCGAUCCAAAUUCUAGUGCCGCGCCAAUGUGUGGCCCGACGCCUUUUGAGCCAUCAGCGAUUGAGAAAAGACUUUCGUUGUCUCUGUUAGAGCUUAGUUUUAACAUCAAGAGGUUCCGGAUCUCUUCCUCCGAGACGUUGCCUCCGCAGUCCUACUCGGCCGGGCCAUCGGCUUCAAAGACCAAACAUACAUGGAACAAAUUCACGCUUAUCCAGGAUGCCCAGUAUGAAACAUACGUGAACCUUGUAGGAGAAGUUGUCAAGCUUUAUCCUCAUGGCGGUGAUAAAGCGCUCAUGUACGUUACUGAUUACACAACCAACAAAAAUCUACCUGAUCAUACGUACGAUGAUGAAAAAGACUGUGGAUUGGAUUCCUACAGCUUUGAACGUUUCAGCAAAAGACGGUGGACUGGGCCGUCCGGCCAAAUGUCCCUCUCAGUAACAACCUGGGAACCGCAUGCAACCUUUGUCCAUCAAAAUGUCAAAGAAGGGGAUAUUGUCCAGCUGAUGAAUGUUCACAUCAAAAGAAGUAAUUUGAGAGACAAUAUGGAGGCUGUCAUUCACGGCGGCAAUUAUAAUAACCGUACAUUCAAGGUUCGCAUAGUGAAUGUUGAAAAAGAUGAUCGAGCUAAGGAGCUCUUGCGUCGGAAGGAAGAAUACUGGAACAAGAAGAAACGCUCGAAGAGAAAGAGCCAAGCAGGAAACGAGGCUACGAAAGCUCCCAAAAAGUCCAAUAAGAAACAGAAGCAGAAACCAGAAGCAAAACAAGAGGAGAGCCAAACGUCGCUCGCCAUCAAAAAACGAUACGCUACCAAUAAAACCAUCGUAGCUGGCAAUCCUGGCUGCAGUAACCGAUCCAUCGAGGACAUCAUUACCAACAAAUCUCAUAACAAUAUCGCUCCGUACAACAUUGAAUACCGCUUUCCAUUUCAAAAUCUUUGCUACCGAUCCACUGUCCGUGUCGUUGAUUAUUUCCCUCCAAGUCUUGAAGACUUCGCUGUUCCAAACCAAGAGGACACCAAGCGCCGAGUUUCGAACAAUUACGAAGACUUCGACGAGGGCUUCACCGGAUGGGAGUGGCGAUUUUGCCUUCUUGUCGAAAGCUCUCCCCCACCCGCUCCUGGACAGCCGAAAGAGCAAAUGAAACUUUUUGUUUCUAGUCACGAUGCAGAAUAUCUGCUGCACAUGGACGCAACCGACCUGCGCAAAAAUUCAGUACGAUUAGCACAACUCAGAGAAAAGCUCUUUCUCCUAUGGGGCAACCUGGAAGAGGAGAAGCGAAAGUCUGCCGAACAGACUACUCUGGUCCCACAUAAUCCUAGUACUCUCUCGUCGCGGCCUUUCACCUGCUGCAUAAAGGAGUAUGGAGUUAUUUGUUCUCACCGUGCGAACACGAAGACGGACCCCGACAAUAUGUCGAGUGAUGAUGACGAAUCGUCUUCUUGUAGCCACGAUGGCUGUUUUGGCUGGGAUAGACGGUUCGCGAUGUUUUACACGAGUAUACAACAGUGA